Molecule: messenger RNA, 882 nt
Organism: Triticum urartu
Lineage: Eukaryota; Viridiplantae; Streptophyta; Magnoliopsida; Poales; Poaceae
Source: RefSeq, a predicted model, not a curated record
AACCUCAUCCAGUCCGGCAUGGUCAUGAACGCCGCGCGGAGCCCCUACCACGGCUUCAUCUACGUCGCCUUCCAGGAGCGCGCCACCUCCAUCUCCCAUGGCAACACGGCGCGGCGCGCCAAGGAGCAUGGCGACCUGUCGCUCGCGCGUAUAUGCGGCGCCAUCGCCGCCGACGAGAAGCGCCACGAGCUGGUCUACACGCGCAUCGUGGGGAAGCUGUUCGAGAUCGAUCCGGACGGCGCCGUGCGCGCGCUCGCAUACAUGAUGCGUCGUCGGAUCGUCAUGCCGGCGUCCCUUAUGACCGACGGCCGCGAUAGCGACCUCUUCAGCCAAUACGGGGCGGUGGCGCAGCAGGCCGGCAUUUACACUGCCUCCGACUACCGUAGCAUUUUGGAGCAUCUCAUAAAUCAGUGGGGAGUGGAAGAGCUGGUGGCCACCGGGCUCUCCGACGAGGGUAGGCGUGCGCGGGACUAUGUGUGCGCACUCCCACGAAAAAUCCGAAGGUUGGAGCAGAAGGCCCACGAACGUAAUGACAAGAAGGCCCGGCCCACAGCAUCCAUCCCAUUUAGCUGGAUCUUUGAUAGGCCCGUCAACAUCACCAUGGCCUAAUAAAAUUAUCUCUUACCCUUAAAAUAUUUAAAUAAAUUCUACUAUGAAAAAUAAACCGCCAUUUCUCGAUGCUAUAUUUUGGAGGAAUUAAACAUUAUUCAUCUAUAGUUUGCCAUUGCAAAUGGCGCCGUCAAAAGUACUAUAUCAUACUGUUACAUUAGUAUUGUACUACAUAUUAUUAAAAGUGCAAUUUCUUUGUAAACUAUGUGCAAAUUCGUUGUCAUUAUUUGUUUUCUUUUCCAUUUUUUUACUUAAGGGGUAAUAACCGCUAAU